Cajanus cajan (pigeon pea) is the source of this 1139-nucleotide messenger RNA. RefSeq names its product protein SRC2. The record is from RefSeq and is a predicted model, not a curated record. Gene Ontology annotation, biological process: defense response. Lineage: Eukaryota; Viridiplantae; Streptophyta; Magnoliopsida; Fabales; Fabaceae.
GUGAUUCACACAUAAUCAUCGAGAUUUAUAUAGCAACAAACAAAAGUCUCUCCUUAGACAUGGAAUACAGAACCUUAGAACUCAACAUCAUAUCCGCCAAGGAUCUCAAAAAUGUCAACGUCUUCUCCAAGAUGGACGUGUACGCCGUCGUUUCGCUCUCCGGCGACCCCCUCCACCCGCAGGGCGCCACCACCCACGUCCACAAGGACGGCGGCACCAACCCCACGUGGAACUACCCCGCCAAAUUCUCCGUCAACGAGUCCCUGGCCAAGGAGAACCGUUUGUCCCUCGAUAUCAAGCUCGUCUCCGACCGCACCCUCGCCGGCGACACCGUCAUCGGCACCGUCCACAUCCCCCUCAGGGAGCUUCUCGACAACCCUCCCGAGGUAGGCCCCUUCCGCCAAGUCGGUUACUCGGUGAGGACAUCCUCAGGAAAACCCAAGGGCACCCUCUAUCUCUCCUACAAGUUUGGCGACCAGGUCGCAGCUCCGGCCGCCAAAUCAGCACCGAAGAAGGCAGGAGAAGAGCCUGUCAUGGCUUAUCCUCCUUCGGCCGCAACUGCGGCCGGAUCUAGUUCUGUGCCAUAUGCGGCACCGUAUGUUCCGCCGUCGCAGCAACAAUAUGCUGCGACGGCGGGAUAUGGGUAUCCACCACAACCAGCUGUUGGUGGAUACCAACAAACGGGUUAUGGAUAUCCACCACAACCCGGUUAUGGGUAUCCACCACAACAAGCUGGUUAUGGAUACCCACCCCAACAAGGUGGAUAUGGGUAUGCACAGGCGCCACAACGAAAGAAGAACAAAUUUGGAAUGGGAUUGGGAGCUGGAUUGCUUGGUGGUGCCUUGGGUGGCAUGUUGAUUGGAGAUAUGGUAUCUGAUGCUGCUGCUUAUGAUGCGGGCUAUGAUGCUGGCUUUGAUGAUGCUGGCUUUGAUGAUGCUGGAUUUGAUUUUUAAUUUUUGUUUUUUAAUUAAUUGACCUUCUUCUUUUUUUUCUUUUUUUUGGAUUUCACUGUUGCUUUUAAGGUUGCGUAAUGAUGUUCUAUGAGAUUGUCUUUUAGUAUUUGUUAUAUAUAUAGAUACCUCGUUACCUGACUUUGUAUUUAUAUGGUAUGACUAACAUACAGCUUGCGAUUUCCUUAA